Messenger RNA from Spinacia oleracea (spinach), 1207 nucleotides. RefSeq lists its product as uncharacterized. Lineage: Eukaryota; Viridiplantae; Streptophyta; Magnoliopsida; Caryophyllales; Amaranthaceae. The transcript has 2 exons. The coding region runs from base 107 to 493 and encodes 128 amino acids. The record is from RefSeq and is a predicted model, not a curated record.
UAUUUUUGUGUCAACGGAAGUAUACUCUUGAUAUUAUUUCGGAAGCAGGUUUUGCGGCUUUACCAUUGAACAAAAUCAUCGUCUUGGCCUAGCUGAUGGGUCGUUAAUGAAGGAGCCUGAGGCUUACCGCCGGCUUGUAGGCCGCCUGGUCUAUUUAGUUGUGACUCUUCCGGACCUUGCUUAUUCGGUCUAUAUCUUAUCACAAUUCAUGCAGGAGCCUCGAGUUGACCAUUGGGAUGCAACAUUGAGAGUUGUUCGGUACUUGAAGGGUACACCAGGGCAGGGUAUCCUAUUACGUGCUGACAGUAAUUUAACUUUGCAAGGAUGGUGCGACUCAGAUUGGGCAGUGUGUCCCAUCACUCGUCGUUCUUUAACAGAGGCAGAAUAUCGCUCCAUGGCCGCGAUUACAUGUGAAUUAAAAUGGUUAAAGGGAUUGUUGUUGAGUUUAGGAGUUCAUCAUCCUAAAGUUAUUCCAUUAUUUUGUGACAGUUAGUCCGCUUUGCACAUGGCUAAGAAUCCGAUUUUUCAUGAGCGCACAAAGCACAUUGAGGUUGAUUGUCAUUUUGUUCGUGAUGCUAUAGUAGAUGGUGUAAUUGAACCAUCUUAUGUAUCCACUUCCUCACAGCUCGCUGACAUGUUUACUAAAGCUCUUGGGAAGCAACAAUUUGAUUUUCUUUUUUCCAAGUUGGGCAUUUUUAAUCCCCACACAUGCUCCAACUUGAGGGAGGGUGUUACGAAAAUUAAAUGUUAUACCUAAUUAAUUAAGAAAGUAAUAAUGUUCUAGCUGUUAUGUAAGUUACAAAGUAUUAAAAGUAUUAAUGUUGUAGUUGUUACGUAAGUUAGAAAGUAUUAGGAAGGUUAGUGGGUUUAGGAAACUCUUUGAUUUUCUUAUCCUAGUUGUUUCGUACGCCCUGCUUGGAAAUUGUGGGUGUAUAAAUACUCUUGUUCAUCAAUAAUAUUGGGGGAAAGCUUUUCCCUUAUAUAAUAUUUAUCACUUAUGAAUCAGAAAACAGAAAAGAGAGAAAGUGAAAAAAAAAUGUGGAAAUUUGUUGCUUACAAGGUUUGAACCUUAGUUGAUUGAAGAAGUAUGAUAGAGCUUGCAAAGGGAAGGAAUGCAAAACAUUUCCUUAGGAAUAGUGAAUUUCAUGAAUUUGUGACUCAAAACACUAUUGAUAAGCAUAGUGUUGCAAAUGUGAGUAUUUUAAAG